Microthlaspi erraticum is the source of this 1239-nucleotide messenger RNA. NCBI's taxonomy places the organism in Eukaryota, Viridiplantae, Streptophyta, Magnoliopsida, Brassicales, Brassicaceae. The record is from the annotation of a GenBank genome assembly.
AUGGGAAGGAACCAUUGGGAUAUCAAGGAAAAUGAGCUCCAAAGUGUGUGGGCUACAAUCGCUGAAGAAGGGUUCUCUUCUUCAAGGUCCAAGGCUGCUCAGAUAAGGAGUCCUGUGCUGAGAUAUGUGCACAAAGCCCUUGCCAACACCUUCUUUGCAAGGAAGGCCACUGGGACAAUCAAUGAAGGAGAAGUCAAGCUCCUUGACAUGGGGAUUAAGCCCAUCAUCUCACGCACAGUGAUGGGAAGAAGCUCAGAGGAGAUAGUACACGCAGGAAACCUCAUGCCUCUCCUUGAGGAGCUACUCUCCUACAAGACCACAGCCUAUAGCACUCGAUUUCAACAAGGAAUAAAUCUAAGUGUUGGAGGGAUCAUUACACCAAUCCUUUGUGCAGCUGGGGUCCAAUUAAACAAGAAGAAGUCAACCCCAGCUGGUUGGAUGGACAUACAGUUCUGCAAAACCAACCUCCUCAUUGAUCACAAGGAAGUGAAUGGGAAAUAUCAAUUCAAGUUCACACAUCCCACGGCUGGCCCUUCCAAGCUACUCCUGCCCAACCCUGAACUCACCACAGUCAUCAUGGGUGAGAACAUUGACUUCAGACCCCCAUUGUACACAUUAGUUGGGCAUGAGGAUGAUUUGCGAGAAGAGGAGCCUGAACUCGAUCGAGCUGAGGAUCGAGUUGUGGAUCGAGCCGAGAUGAAUGAGGAUUUGGGUGAGCCUGACUGCUACUACUUUGAGGAGUAUGAGGCUCCAAGGAUGAACCCCUAUGUUGUGGCUGCUCACAAGAGGAUUGGACUUCUCCAAAAGUUCAACAAGUGGCAAGGGAAGGCCAUAGAGAAAAUGCAAAAGUCCAUGGACAAAAUGGAGUUGAUCCUUCUCACCACGCCAAGGAGACUCCCUGCCCAAGAGCCUCGUCAUUUGAACCAAGGGAAGAAGGAGACAACACGCAGAGGAGGAGGAAGAGUUCCAAGGCCCGACGCUCUAACUCGACCAGUGGACUCGAUCGAGUCCAAACAGAGGAAACUUAACUCGGUUGAGCUGAUGGUCGAGUUGAUUUUGAGGGGUCAGAAUUCGAAAACCCUGGAUUUGGGUACGAUCAGGCACCUUACCAGGACUACCCACAGAGCCACUGGAACCCAUACGGCUCGUUUGAGCAACCCAAGCUCCACCAGGGCCAAGGAAGCCACACACGCUUUGAGGAAGAAGAAGAGGAGCCGCAAGCUCGAUCGAGCGGCAUAG